AUUGCCCAUUUAAAAAUGGCUCAUGACAUAUUUGUUUUAAGGUUAUUUUAACUAACAUAUGCAAAAAAAAAAAAUAAGGAAAUAAUUCUUAAUAAAAUAAAGAACACAAACAAAUUUAUACAAUGAAUAAUAGAGAUAUUUAUUUAUUACCAAAAAUUAAAUCUGCUUUUAUUGAAGAAAAUUGGAACGAAUUAUUAAAUCUUCUUAAUCCGAAAAUAUUUAGAAUUUCUGAAUCAGAGGAAUUAAUUGCUUUUUCAAUCUUAGCAAAAGUAGCAGAAAUUCUUACAACAGAAAAUUCUGUUAUUCCAAAUAAUAUAAAAAUUGUUUGUUUAAAAUGUUUAGGAAAUUCUUGUGUCAAUAGUUACAUACAUAAAGAAUAUAUUUCAACUGAUAUUGAACGUGGAACGUAUAGUCAUAAAUUAUAUUCUAUUCUAGCAAAUAAUGAAAAUAUUAAAGAGAUGGAAAUGUCUAAUUCUUAUCCAUUCAAUUCUCAUUUUCCUUAUGAAGGUGUCAUAGAUUGGACAUCAAACUUUAUUACAUCGUAUAUAUUGGAUAAUGAUUUGGUAGAUGAAAAAUUAGAAAUUUUAAGAUUAUGUAUUCAAUUCCUAUGUAAUCUAUUUACAUUUGCAUCUAUAAAAAAUAGCGAUCAUCCAGAUCAUAGUAAUAUACCAAAAUAUUUAUAUGAUACUAAUUUAAAGGAUAUAAUAAUAAAUAUAACAAAUUCUGAACAUACGUCGCUUGUUAGAGCUUCAUGUGCAUUUAUACAUAAUGCUUUAAAAAAAUAUGAAGGAAAUACUUUUUUAGAAAGAGAAAAAAGACAUUUGUGUUCACAAUUAUUAAAACCAAUUAAACAAGAUUUUGAAAGUGCAAAAGAAGCUCUUAUGCUUUUAUUAGUUGAAAGAAAUAUAUUAGAAAAUAUAUAUAAUGAUAUGACUAUUGAAAAUAAAUUAUAUUUGUUAGAAAUCAUUUGUAAUGAACUCUCGAACUCAAUAUAUAAAUCUAAGAGCGAAUAUAUAUUUACAAAGGAUACAAUUGAAUUUUUGAUUGGAAGAUUUUGUAAAAAAAGUGAUUUGAUUCUAAAAACAGUUGACACAUAUUUAGAUGAAAUGGAACCUAUAGAAAUUGUUAUUCUUCUUGAUAUUAUUGGAAUCUUGACAUCAAAAUCUUAUGAAGAAUAUAAUUUUCUGAAAAAUUACAAGAAUUUACUUAUUAAUUGUACUUAUUUAUUAAAAUCUAUUCAAAUGAUCGGAAAACAAUCAAAUAAUCAUUUCACACCGCUACAAAAAUUAAGUGAUGUAACUUUAGCAAUGAAAGGAUUAACAAAUAAUAAUUCAGAGGCAUUUUCAAAUAGUGUAGAAUUUAAAGAAAAUAGAAAUAAAUUGAAUUCAACGAAAAAUGAUUUUCAGAACCAUCCCACAUUUGGUUUUAAAGCUGGUUUAAUAAGGAUUAUUGGAAAUAUGUCGUAUAAAGAUAAGGAAUAUCAAGAUCUUCGCCGAUUCAUUUAUCACGUGCACCCGUGUACAAAGACUUUUUGCAUCAUAGAUCAUCUUCUGACACGCGAAACGAGGAAAAACAAAAGGUACAAAAGAACAAGAGAGAAUAUAGAUGAAUAUUACAAACCUUAAGUUUAAAACAACUCUCCCACUGCUUGAUUUUUAUUUAACUCCUUUAUACGUAUAUGUAUAUAGGCUUUCGAGUGAUCGUUAUUAUUUCUUAUUGAUUUCAUCUCUGGCGCGCGAGAGAUAGUGCAUAAAAGAAACGAGAACGAAUCUCGUGUAGCGUACACUGUUCAUCGAACAAAGGAAAAUUAAGUAUCCUGUCCAAGUUGAAGACGCGGCAAUUUAACCAACAUCGAAUACUGUGUUAAUAUAUUAGCAUGAUCAAAUUCAUGGCCAUAUUUCUGUUGAAUCAUUUUAUCGAUGCGCAUGCGUACGACGUAGGAACGUGAAUAUACUUCGAUUUCUUUCUUUUUUUUGUUUUUUGUUUUGUUUGUUUUUUUUUUUUCUUGAAUUUAUUUGUCUUUCUUUUCUAUCUUUUCUCUAUCUGUUUCAUUGGUUAAAUGGUGGAAGGUGUCGAAGGCGAUCAUGUUCUUAAAUUUCGUACUAUAAACAUGUACAUAUUUCGAAUCUUGCUCCUUAAGCAAUUGUAAAAUGUAUAUAUCGUCGUCGCAAUUGCUCGUAAAAUGAUGCGACGCUUUCUCGCGUUAUACUGUUAAUAUAUAACCCAAUGAUAGCUGCGGGCUGUUUCAUUAAAACAUAUAUGGUUCAUAAUGAAAAAUUUGCGUGUAUACGAGCCUGUUUAUGACGGCCAUCGCAAAAGCUUCUUGAGUAGUGGUUAUCACGUUUUAAAAAUUUUUUGCGAAGAUCUUUGUUUGUCAGGUUCAAUUUCCAACGCGCGAUGAUUCGAAAUGUAUGGAUUUAGGACUUGUCAAUAAAAUGUAUCGUCGUU
Messenger RNA from Apis florea (little honeybee), 2448 nucleotides. RefSeq names its product ataxin-10. Gene Ontology annotation, biological process: neuron projection development. Lineage: Eukaryota; Metazoa; Arthropoda; Insecta; Hymenoptera; Apidae. Gene Ontology annotation, cellular component: cytosol. The record is from RefSeq and is a predicted model, not a curated record.